AUGUGCAGAAUUGAAGAUAGUUCAGAUGGUACAUUAGUUAUCGAUGAACCCAACUAUGAUAAUCAAACAAUUGAAAUAUUAAAUAAUUCAGAUUCAGACAUCGAAGUUGUUGAAUUAGAUGAUGAUACAGAAGAUAACUCAGAUGUGGAAAUUGUUGAAAUCGACAAUCACAUAAAGAAUACUUCUACUUCAUUGAAUCCUCCAGAUUUAUCCACAAAAMACAGUUUAACAUGUAAGCAAUGCUCUAGAAUAUUUACUACUAACAAUGCACUACUAAAUCACAUCAGAAAGUUUAAAGGAAGGAUAGGAGGUUGUACUUAUAUCGCAAAUAAUGCAAUAAAAAAAAGAAAAACCACCGAUUCUGAGCACUUGGUUAUUAAAAAGAAACAGGGGAGGCCACCAAAAAAAAAUGAUGUUAAUGGACCUGAGUUUCCUGUACCUGUUCUUAAACCUGUUCCUAAAACUAUUCCCCUUAGUCGUCCUUCAAUACCAGAAUUAAUACCAAUAGUCUUCAAGUCUGUCAAACCUACUACUGCAAAAAAUAAUAUUUUACCAUCUUUACGACAAAUGUUAGUCGAUGAAAUUGAACCAGAAUAUCCUUGUACAAUAUGUGGUGAAACAUUUCGUCAUAAUAUUGCCCUUAUAUGUCAUUUGGAUACUGAUCACAAUAAUGAUACAACUAAUAAAGAAGACCCAAAUAAAGAAAAAAAAUCAUCAACAAAAUUGGGUAUAAAAAAGCAAAUUAUAAAAAAAAAUCUUAUAAAUGAAAAUAAGCAGAUAGAAAAUUAUGAGCCCAAAUCAGAUACUGUUGAUUUAACACUACUGCCAGAUUUUAAAAAAGACAGCUUGAUGAAUAAAAUGAAAUCCUAUGUAUAUAGUACAAACAAAAACCAAGCAAUUUGUCUUUUAUGCAAUAUAGACUUCAAGAAUGCUAAAAAAGCAUUAUCUCAUGUYGAAGAUAAACAUAUAUUGGAUAAAAUAGAAUGUGGRUAUUGUAAUAUGAAAUUUGUGUAUGAACUAAAACUAAGAAGUCAUAUGGCAAAAAGACAUAAAAUAAUUGGUGUUUAUAAAUGUAAUAAAUGUUUAAAGAUGAUAAAUAAAGAAGAAUGUGAUUCACAUACUGAAAAAUGUGAAGGAAAAGUGAACCCAAUAAUAAUCAAAAGAGAAGAUAAAUCUAACAGCUUAUAAAUUAAAAAUAUAUAGUAGUAAGUAAAAUGUUAAUCUAUACCAAAGUAAAGACAUUAUAAAAAGUAAUUAUUUAAAAUAUAUAGCCAUAGUACUUGAGAAAAAUUAUAACUAAACACUAAUGCUCUAAUGCAUCUAAGUCCAGCAGCAUAAAUUUCCCACAUAAUAAUAAGUUCGUUCACAACUUAUUGUUACCAAAAAAAAAAAAA
Messenger RNA from Diuraphis noxia (Russian wheat aphid), 1394 nucleotides. RefSeq lists its product as uncharacterized. The record is from RefSeq and is a predicted model, not a curated record. Lineage: Eukaryota; Metazoa; Arthropoda; Insecta; Hemiptera; Aphididae.